GCACGGCUCAGCCCGCUUCGUCCUGGCGGUGUAUAUGAAGCAGCUCGGCGGGUAGGGAGCGGAUUUGGAGCCCGGCUGCUGGGCGGGGUUAGUGACCCAGAACGGUACUGAGCCGGUUCUGGUCCCAGAUCAGUUUUCAUCUGCAUCUCCGAUACCGUCAGUUUGAAAUAAAAACAUCUCAGCCAUCGACGGGCUCCAUUAAAAAAACAGCUAAUUUAACGUCGCCUUGUUCGCAUGAUAAUAUAGACGCUGUUGGAUGUGACUGAAGAGAGAUGAGGCCCCUCUUUAAAAACUUGAAUGUUAUUUCAUGUUGACAUUACGCCGAAUUAAGGAGAAGACUAUUAGAUAUUUGGAGGAAUUUCCGCUCUUGUUGUCUACGUUCGUAUUAGCUGGAAGAUGUCUGAAGAGAUUCCACAUGAGGGGGAGCAGCCCCAGACCACUCAGUCUACCCAGUCCACCCUGUCCCAGGCCCAGUCUACCCAGUCCACCCUGUCCCAGCCCCAGUCUACCCAGUCUCCGUCCCAGGCCCAGUCUACCCAGUCUCCGUCCCAGGCCCAGUCUACCCAGUCUCCGUCCCAGGCCCAGUCUACCCAGUCUGCGUCCCAGGCCCAGUCCACCCAGCCUAAGUCCCAGACUGGUUCCAGUUCUUCCAGCGGGCCGAGGUCUUCCAGCGGCUCGGGGACCCUGAGCAGCGUGGACACCAUUCCCGUGACGCUGGCGUCCGUCCCCGAGGAGCCCGAGCCUCAGCCGUGGGGCCGCCUGCUGCCGAUGGCCCAGGGCUUCAGGAGCCUCGACUGUCUAGAGGACCAGUAUCUGUUCGGCCGGGGGUCCAAGUGUAACUACGUUCUGGACGAUCCCGAUGAAAAAGGAUCCAAAAAGUUCAGAAUCUACAGCAAGAAACACUUCAGGAUCUACAGAGAGGGCAGUGAGGUGUUCGUGGAGGACUCCAGUAACACGGGACCCUGUGGGCAGUGCUGGUGAGUAGAAGACAGGAAGCUUCCUCUGACCAACAACGCUGUGCUGGCUGGCUGAGCAACCAACAGAGUCUUUGUGUUCAUCGACCUGAUGUCAGCUGAUGAGUCCAGCUUACCCAGAGAGCUUCAGGAGAAAUCGUUCGGACUUACUAUCCGGCACAGGAGUGUGUGGGGAGUUAAACUGGCCUUAGAGAUGUCGUGCAGGAAGUUUGCCGUGAAAAUAAUUAAUAAGAAGAACUUUCAGUCUGAAGGGACCGCGACGAGAAACGCGCAAACUGAGAUUCAAAUUCUGCAGAGAGUCGACCACCCAUGUCUGAUUAAAACAGAGGAUUUCUAUCAGACGGAGGACAGUUACUACAUUGUGUUGGAGCUGAUGGAGGGAGGAGAGUUGUUUCACCGAGUUAAAUCUCAGCAGCAGCUCGAUGAGUCUGUCGCCAAACUGUAUUUUUAUCAGAUGCUGAGAGCGGUCAAGUACCUCCACAGUGAAGGGAUCAUCCACAGAGAUCUGAAACCGGAGAACAUCCUGCUGUCCUCGCAGGACAACGAGUGUCUCAUCAAGGUGACAGACUUCAACCAGUCCCGGAUCCUGGGCGAGUCCCUGCUGAUGAGGAGUCUGUGUGGGACGCCCUCCUACCCUCCUGAAGUCUUCACGUCCACGUCGGGAUACGGGCUGGCCGUGGACGCGUGGAGCCUCGGAGUCCUGCUCUUCGUCUGUCUGGGUGGUUAUCCUCCGUUCCAUGAAAACUUCAGCCGCCAGUCGAUCACGGAGCAGAUCAUCCGCGGAGAGUUCACCAUGGUGCCGUCCAAAUGGAAACACAUCUCUGACCCAGCUAAGGAUGUGGUCAGGAAGCUGCUGGUAGUUGACCCCAGUAAGAGGAUGACUAUAGAUGAAGCUCUGCAGCAUCCCUGGCUCCAGGAUGAUGUCAUGAUGAAGACGGCUCACAGACUCAUGUUCCCCCCCGACGCUGAUGCUGCUGCUGCCGCCGCUGCCAUGCAGGAAGUGGAGUCAGCCUCCGGGAGGAAACGAGGACGCGGUGAAGGAGAAGAAGAAGAGGAACCUCCAGCCAAACGCAGCCAAGCCCCGCCCCCUGCCCCGGAGUAGACCAAUCACACUCAGCCACGUGUUCACUACUGAAACGCUGUAAAUAAAGUUUACAUUGAUUGCUAAUAAAGCCUUUUAUGUUUUCCACUC
Molecule: messenger RNA, 2166 nt
Organism: Perca fluviatilis (European perch)
Lineage: Eukaryota; Metazoa; Chordata; Actinopteri; Perciformes; Percidae
Gene: chek2
Product: checkpoint kinase 2
Biological process (GO): protein phosphorylation; mitotic DNA damage checkpoint signaling
Cellular component (GO): cytoplasm; nucleus
Molecular function (GO): ATP binding; protein serine/threonine kinase activity; protein binding
Source: RefSeq, a predicted model, not a curated record